Messenger RNA from Atta colombica, 2052 nucleotides. RefSeq lists its product as uncharacterized. Lineage: Eukaryota; Metazoa; Arthropoda; Insecta; Hymenoptera; Formicidae. The record is from RefSeq and is a predicted model, not a curated record. The transcript has 7 exons. The coding region runs from base 1 to 2052 and encodes 683 amino acids.
AUGUUACAUCGAAGCGCUUCGUCGCGACGCCGGCGAGCGUCGCCAAACGUGGUAAAUUCAAGUCAGCCGGCAUCUUCGACGAUGCGAGGUCGACGAGCGAGCGUAGCGACUGAGAAACCCCUCAUCUUACCACCAAGUAGCCCCGGCGGAACGAUGGAAAGGCAGCGAUCGCCGAGGGGUAGCAUAGUGCCGAAUAUCGCUCUGAAUACCGAGAGCGACUCUCCCGACGAAGGAGUCUGUCGUAGGAUCCUGCCGGAUCCCGAACAAUAUGGUACCGGCCGCAACUCCCUGGCGCCCGAGGCGAGCCGCAGCCCGCGAAAUUCUCUGAUACCUGACGAUUACUGCAGAAGCCCGCGAGGCUCUCUAAUACCGGACUCGAGUAGGAGCCCACGUAAUAGUUUAGUACCCGAUAUGGUGCGGUCACCGCGAAACAGUUUAACGCCAGAAGUCUCUCUUAGUCCGCGUCACUCUCUGGUGCCAGACUCGGCACUUAGCCCGAGAAAUUCUCUGAUACCGGAUGUGGCCUAUAAUCGGAGUCCACGGAAUAGUAUGGUGGCGAUUGGCGGCUCUAGAAUAUCCCUUUUACCGGAAAAUGGUAACGCGAUCGUGACCGCUAGUCGUAGUCCCAGACAUUCGUUAGUACCGGACACGACGAGAAGUCCGCGAGGCAGCAUGGCAAAUUUGGAUUUCGACCGAAGUCCACGUGGCUCGAUAUGUCCGGAAUUGCACAGAGUAUCCAGGAGCAAUAUCACGCCGAUGGAGGUUCCAGAUAGAAGUCCACGCGGUUCGAUAGUUUCAGAAUGUCUGAAUCAGAGUCCUCGCGGCUCCAUCGCACCUGAUCCCAACAGAUCUCCUAGAGGAUCGAUAGUGCCGGACGCAAAUCGGUCUCCACGUGGAUCGAUAUGUCCGGAGAGCAGCAAUAGAAGCCCAAGAGGAUCGAUCGUGCAUGAUCAGACAAACCGAUCACCACGCGGAAGCAUAGGCAUGAACGACGUCGAAAGACAUUCGAAAGGCUCUCUCGGAGCUGUUAACGAUGACGAAAACAGAAGUCCCAGAGGAAGCAUCGGGCCUGAGGGAAUCAAUAGAAGUCCUAGGGGUAGUCUCGGAGGACAUCAAGAUAGAAGGGCGCCAAGAGGCAAUCUGGGCUUACAAGAUCCUAGAAGAGCUUCCGCAGAUCAGGGGAGCACGAGAAACCGAAGUUCCUCGCCUUAUCGCCAAAGAGAAGUGAGCUCGGGAAGCGUCAGAUCGGGCGGAAGCGGUGGCGCACAGGUCAAUCUAGGAUAUGGAACGAACGCCUGGGCCGAUUCCAGGCGAGCUAGCAGCUCCGUUUCACAGCUUUCAGGCGAUGAGUCGCGCCGGCUUUGCGCCAGUGGUGUGAAGGCACCCGAAAAGGGUGACACAGAGGCUGCGAAUCUCGGUGUAGCAACCUACGGCUCGGUCGUGUUUCAGCUGAAAGACGCUCAUCUCGAGGCAAAUGGUAUCUGCGACUUCGUCUUUCGCGCUUUGAGAGUCAUCAGCAAGACGAUGACAUUUACUAUAUGUCUGACCUGUUUGUCCACUGUGCCUAUUUUGAUGUUCAUCUUCGGUGUGCAGUUCAUUAAGGAUUGCCCUAAAGAGCCAUACAUUCCCGUGUACAUGCUGAUCGGCGGAGUUCUGGGCGCUGUGCGAAUGUUUUGGGCGCUGUAUUCCCAGAUACGCUCUCGGAGGCCGGAAGUCUCGUCCCAUUCUGCCAACAGACCACACGUCUCGCCUAUGAAAUUACUCUCCAUAGUUUUGUCGUGCUUCCUGGUCGCGUGGUUCGUGUUAGGACAUUACUGGAUACUGCAUGCAAUGUGGCCGGAAUACGAAUUUUCGUUGUACACGCCCAAUAGAUGGUGUCAUAAGACACUUUAUAUUUUUUCUUUAGUUCAUCUGUUCGUAGUGUAUGCGGUUUUAUUUCUAAUAUUAAUAGUGGCAGUCGGCCUGGCUUUCUGCAGAAUUUUGGAAUGCCCUUUACCAGAAAGUGCGAUGAAACAUUUGGAGCAGUGGAGCAAUCCAGGAGGAACUCAUUAA